Molecule: messenger RNA, 1804 nt
Organism: Sorghum bicolor (sorghum)
Lineage: Eukaryota; Viridiplantae; Streptophyta; Magnoliopsida; Poales; Poaceae
Exons: 6
Coding region: 295-1389 (364 amino acids)
Source: RefSeq, a predicted model, not a curated record
UGUGCUCCUCUUAUUUUUUAUUCUUAUAUUUCAACCUCCCGCUCCACCUCCAGUCUCAUCCCCGAGGUCCUCCACAGAUCUGCUUCAAUGGCAGACGACAUUCUUCUUCUCCCCUCCGCAGUCUGAGCUCAUUCUUCCUCUCCCCAUUCUUCUUGCAUUCAUCCCUCUUCUGCUCCCUUGAAUCAGUCCGCUAACCGUGCCAUCCGCCCAUCCGUUCAUAGAUCUAGCUUCCAUGUCCUAUCCUGUUAUUUCGUUGUUUCUAUUCUUCAUCUGAGAAGCUUCUUGUGAGUUGCAAUGGAUGCUCGCAAGGUUCAGCCAGAUUCAGAUGGAGCUGUACCAUUUGUUCAAACUUCAAUCGAUUUCGAACAUUUGUUCCCACAUAUGCCUCUACCUCAUCUCGACAACAUAAUUCAUUCCUCCCAUUUUGACAAUGCUAAAAACCUCCAAGGGCAUUGUUCUUCUGAUGGGGCUGUAUUCAGAUCUUUCCAACAACUGUUGAUGGAUGCAAGUUCUGGUGUGCUUUGUUCCAGUUUUAGCAAUGCUGCUCUGUCUCCUCUUGGAGCUUUUGCUACUAUCCAAAAUGGAUCGCAUACCCACAUGACAUUUGACACUCCUGAAGAAUUUACACAACAGGAUGUGCCCGAUGAUGGAUAUUCUGCAGGCACUGAAUCUGAACAUGACACGGUAUCUCCUAAUCAUUCUCUGGAACGAAUAGAUGAAGACAACAAUAUUCACAUCAGCAAUUCUGAAAAUGAUGAUUAUGUGGCAAUUUUUUCUGACUCUAUUGGCCAAGAUGAUUUCAUGUCUGGGAGGGAUUUUGACUAUGGUGAUUUUGCUGUUGGAAUUGAUGACACAGACCUAAAUGCUUCAGAUUUGGAAAACGUUUCUUUUGGUAAAGACGAUGUCGAUAUUUGUCCCGGUCCAAAUUUUAGUGAUCUAUGCACCGAAGACAAUGUUGCUACUGCUGAUCACAGCGUUGCUCCUGCUGAAAAGAUCAACAUGUCAAAUGAUAAAGAGAUACAUGUUUCUCUUCUUGGUGAUUGUGGCUGUUCAGAUCAUGCAAUUGCACAUGAAAUUUCUUCAUUGUACCAAGAUGGUGUUAGCAGGGGCUUUUUUAAACGACAACGACUUGGUAGCAAUCCAAAAUCUGUUGAUUGUCGUAAACCCAGAGAUAUGGGUGCAUUAGAAGUUGCGAUGCGCACAGCAGGGCAGAGGCAGACAACAGAAGUGUUUGAACCAACUUUAGGCAUGGUCUUUGAUUCAUAUGAGGAGGGUUAUGAGUUCUACAACUUGUAUUCAUGGGAAGCUGGGUUUGGUAUAAUUUACAACCGUAAUGCUACAAGGAAAAAUGACAAGGAUUACAGGACAAUGCAGGAAUUUUGUUGUUAGAAGGGGGGUUCUUCUAACCGUGUUAUCAAUGGUUCAAGAAAGGGAGAUUGCAAAGCAAGAAUUAAGCUGUUACGCACUGAGGAUGAGCGCUGGUACAUAAAAGAGUUUGUUAAGGAUCAUAAUCACCCUUUAUCUGAGAGCUGUUGUGAGAAAAGGGAAUGGAAAUCACACAAGAGGCUAGAUCCUUGUUUUCUGCCGGAAUCGGCUGUUUAGCUGAUAGCCCGCGUUUGAGCAUAUGUAUUAGCUCUUCACGUGCUUUUUACUUGUUCUUGUCUUGGUUUAAAGCUAGUAUGUAUCUCAAUCAGUAUAUAUGCGCUUUCACGACCAUAUUUAUAUACUUUUUAGCAUGGUAAUUGGCAGGUUAUUAGAUCAAUGCAUAACUGAUGAUUGCUGAUAAUGCCUAUUUUACUUAUCA